Messenger RNA from Mus caroli (Ryukyu mouse), 2613 nucleotides. RefSeq names its product guanylate-binding protein 6-like. Gene Ontology annotation, molecular function: GTP binding; GTPase activity. Lineage: Eukaryota; Metazoa; Chordata; Mammalia; Rodentia; Muridae. The record is from RefSeq and is a predicted model, not a curated record.
GGAGGAGAGCAGAAGUGAGCCUGAGGAGGCAGCAGCAGCUGAGAACUGCACUUGGACCUGUGCUGUGGGACCAGAUUCAUUUACGUUGGCAGAUUGCUAUGACCCAACCACAAAUGGCUCCCAUUUGUCUUGUGGAAAACCACAAUGAACAUCUGUCCGUGAACCAGGAAGCCAUAGGGAUUCUGGAGAAGAUUUCUCAGCCAGUGGUAGUCGUGGCUAUUGUUGGAUUGUACCGUACAGGGAAGUCCUAUUUGAUGAACUGUCUGGCGGGACAGAAUCACGGAUUCCCUCUGGGCUCCACUGUGCAAUCUCAGACCAAGGGCAUCUGGAUGUGGUGCGUGCCACACCCCACCAAACCAGAGCACACCCUGGUCCUCCUGGACACUGAGGGCCUGGGGGAUGUGGAAAAGGGUGAUCCUAAGAAUGACUUGUGGAUCUUUGCCCUUGGUGUGCUUCUGAGCAGCACCUUUAUCUACAACAGCAUGAACACCAUCAGCCACGAUUCCCUGGAGAAACUACAUUAUGUCACAGAACUCACUGAACUGAUCAGAGCAAAGUCUUCCCCAAAUCCUGAUGGAAUAAAGAAUUCCACAGAGUUUGUGAGUUUCUUUCCAGACUUUGUCUGGAUUGUUCGGGAUUUCAUGCUAGAGCUGAAGUUAAAUGGGGAAGACAUCACAAGUGAUGACUACUUGGAGAAUGCCCUGAAGCUGAUCCCAGGCAACAAUCCCAGAAUGCAAGCAUCCAAUUCAGCCAGGGAAUGCAUCAGACGUUUCUUUCCUAACCGGAAGUGUUUUGUCUUUGACCGGCCAACGCAUGACAGAGAACUCUUACAAAAACUUGAGACUAUCUCAGAAAACCAACUGGAUCCUAUGUUUCGGGAAGGAACAAAGGCUUUUGUUUCUUAUAUCUUCACUUAUGCCAAGAUUAAGACCCUCAAAGAGGGAAUUAAGGUCACUGGGAAUGGACUGGGGAUUCUAGUGACAACCUAUGUAGAUGCCAUCAACAGUGGAGCAGUGCCUUGUGUGGAUGAUGCUGUGACAACUCUGGCCCAGCAUGAGAACUCAGUAGCUGUGCAGAAGGCAGCCAGCCACUAUAGUGAGCAGAUGGCCCAGCGACUGAGGCUUCCCACAGACACGCUCCAGGAGCUGCUGGAUGUGCAUGAAGCCUGUGAGAAGGAAGCCAUGGCUGUCUUCAUGGAGCAUUCCUUCAAGGAUGAAAAUCAGCAAUUCCUGAAGAAGCUGGUGGAAUUAAUAGGUGAGGCAAAAGUGCUUUUCCUGUUGAAGAAUGAAGAGGCAUCUGAUGAAUACUGCCAGGAAGAACUGGAUCGACUUUCGAAGGAUUUUAUGGAAAAUAUCUCAACAUUUUCUGUUCCUGGGGGACAUAGGCUCUACAUGGACAUGAGGGAGAAGAUUGAGCAUGAUUACUGGCAGGUUCCCAGGAAAGGGGUGAAGGCAAGGGAAGUCUUCCAGAACUUUCUUCAGUCACAGGCCAUCAUCGAGAGUUCCAUCCUGCAGGCAGACACAGCCCUCACUGCUGGGCAGAAGGCCAUUGCAGAGGAGCGUGCCAAGAAGGAGGCAGCAGAGAAGGAGCAAGAGCUGCUAAGACAGAAGCAGAAGGAGCAGCAGGAGUAUAUGGAGGCUCAAGAGAAAAGUAACAAGGAAAACCUAGAGCAACUGAGAAGGAAGCUGGAGCAGGAGAGAGAGCAGCUCAUCAAAGACCAUAACAUGAUGGUGGAAAAGAAACUGAAGGAGCAAAAGGCUUUGCUUGAGGAAGGAUUUAAGAAGAAAGCUCAAGAAAUGGGCGGAGAGAUACAGCAACUGAAACAUAACAUCGAGGAUAAAAAAAAACAGUGGUUCCUUUUUCGAUACUAUUAUAAGAGAAGUUGCUUCAUUUCUUUUUUCUCCCAUUUCAAUGAUUGAAAAGGGUAUAAGGUCCCUUUUUUAGUAAAAAUGAUAGACUGUGAUAUAUACUUUGUGUUACUUUGACACUGCCUGUUUUCCAUUUUCACUCUGCAGAGAGGUUUAAACAUAAAAAGUGCUGAUUAGAGCACAUCUGUGCCCCACACAGAAGACAGAACCGCUCCUACAUGUCUGCACAGACAAUGCUUGCCUUUAGAGACCACAUUUUGAAAGCAUUCCUAUGAAAGCUAUGCAUUUAGUCAUCAGAUGCGAUCACCUCUGGCCAAUUUAACUGCAUAUAGAAUCUGCAAAAAAACAAGGUUUUCUGUACUCCUAUGAGUACCAUGUAGCCCAGGAUAGGUUGUACAGGAUUCUCUCAGGUUAAUAUGGUAGGGAACCCAUCCUAAGUGUGGGCAGCACUAUUCCUGUGGACUGAGGACACAGUAGAAAGAUGAAAGGAGUCUCCCUACCACUUGUGGCUUCAACUGUGGAUGCCAUACAAAGCCAGCCUUGAUUUCUCUCAGAAUGCAUUCUCCAGCCUUGACCAAAUGUAUUAUCAUGAUACAUGGAGCUCAACAAACUGUUCAAUAAGUUGGUUUUGUGAGGGUAUUUCAUCACAGCAAGAGGAAAAGUCACUGAUAUCAUAAUGGUGAUAAUCCUGGAAACUACUUAAUCAUCCCUGUGUUAGAUUCGCAAUAAAUUUUAAUAUGAUUUG